Messenger RNA from Lingula anatina, 1702 nucleotides. RefSeq names its product FMRFamide receptor. Lineage: Eukaryota; Metazoa; Brachiopoda; Lingulata; Lingulida; Lingulidae. Gene Ontology annotation, cellular component: membrane. The record is from RefSeq and is a predicted model, not a curated record. Gene Ontology annotation, biological process: G protein-coupled receptor signaling pathway. Gene Ontology annotation, molecular function: G protein-coupled receptor activity.
UAAAGAGGAAGAAACUUUAUCUGAUUUCGAUAAUAAACCAAUUUGUAGCCUCUGAAAACGAAACCGAAACUAUAAUGGAGAAUGCAACUGUAUUCCCAGAUUUCAACAGCUCCGUCUUAUUUGAAGGCUUUUUAACGGACAACUCAUCGGUCGACAACAACUCCACGAUUUGUCCAGAUAACGUAUGGGACCCAACCCGCGCAACGACCGUCUUUUGGACCAACUCCGUAAUCGGUUUCGGUUUUAUCAUCUUCGGUAUUUGUGGGAAUGCUCUCUCUAUCAUCGUUCUCUCCCGCGAGCGACCUCUGACGACCACUUCUAUCUUGCUCCAAGGUGUGGCAGUUUCAGACUCGCUCUAUCUUCUCUCCAAUCUCUUUUACGUCGUCUUCAUCGGGAUCAACAAGUACACGGGGCAGAUGCGAUGGUAUCUGAGGGCGCUUCAUCCCCUUCUCAUGCCGUACGUUAAACCGCUGAUGUAUAUCUCCCAGCAGGCGAGCGUUUGGUUAAUAGUACUAGUCACCUUGGACAGACAUUACGUGAUCACCAACCCCAUCCAAGCCGCCACUAAUCCACGAACAAAAAGAACACAGUUAAAAGUGGUCGCCGUGUUCUUUUUGACCAUUGCUUACAAUAUUCCUCAUUUCUUUGAGCUUGAUUUGGUACCUUGCAAGUACCCGGAUGGUGAGAAUGGACACAUAAUGAUGAACAGCGAGCUGGGGAAUUCUAUGGUGUAUUUUCUCGUAUAUGGCAUUGGUUUUUAUUUCAUUACAAUGUAUAUCGUCCCAAUGUUGAUACUGGCAAUCGUUAACAUGAAGCUGAUCUGGACUCUCCGCCGAGCCGCCAAGCAGAGAGUGAAUCUCGCCGAGGUAAAAGGGAAAUCUGGCCGCGACGAUGUUACAUUUGUACUGGUUGUUGUGGUCUUCGUGUUUGUGGCUUGUCAGACACCCGAUUUUCUGCUCCAAAUUUAUUAUUUCGAAUUAGUCAUCGUAGGGAGCUUUAAAAUGACCAGAUUCGGCGCAAACCUGUUUGGGCAAAUUGUGACUCUGCUCUUGAUAAUCAACGCGUCAGUUAAUUUCAUCAUAUAUUGCCUUUGGGGCAAUCGGUUUCGUCAAGAUAUGUUAAAACUGUUUCGUUGUGGAAAGGGAAACGGCAAGAAAGGGAGUAUUUCAAAUAAAACUGCGUCCACAAAAAUUAAUCGACAUAACAGCUCUGGAAAGGAAGUUCAAGGGAGAGAAAAAUGUAAGCGGCCACUUGCAAACGACAACACAAAACUUUAGGUUCGUCGUGAAAAAAAAAUUGCGUCAAGUAAAAUAAGAAUCGCCACUAAAUCACUUUAUUUUGUAAAACUAAUUGUAUUUCAAAUAUUUUGAAAUUGGAAUCGUCGGUACAUAUCCUAAUUGUGUUGAUGUAAUUGUUUUCCAAUAUUUCAAAAGGCACCAAAUUAUUUGAACGACGAAGUGCGUAAAUCAAAAGUGCUAAAUGUCACGUAAGCCUAUGCUUGUCUUGUUAGGCACUGUAAGGAUAAACUGAGAAAAAACAAUUGGAACCGUCAGUAAAUUACCUUCGACGUUGUAAAUGGCUUCGUUACCAAUUAAUUUAUUGAAAAACUGUAGAUAUUACCAGUCGUGAUUUUAUGUACAACACAAGUAGUAAAGCGCACAUCCCCAUGCAUUUGCAAAUGAAUAUCUGAAAUCAUUCACAC